Molecule: messenger RNA, 2728 nt
Organism: Ostrinia nubilalis (European corn borer)
Lineage: Eukaryota; Metazoa; Arthropoda; Insecta; Lepidoptera; Crambidae
Product: elongation factor 1-alpha 2
Exons: 11
Coding region: 222-1610 (462 amino acids)
Biological process (GO): translational elongation; translation
Molecular function (GO): GTP binding; translation elongation factor activity; GTPase activity
Source: RefSeq, a predicted model, not a curated record
UAAAAUCGUCCUGCUUUAUUUUCUUACAUUUUAAAAGUAUUUUUUCAUGUAAAAAGAUUCUUUCGGGGUAAAUUUCGUAAAAAGAGACUGACACUUGAUUUUAUUGAUUGCAUUUUCCCAGGCGAAGUUCGCACAGCGCAUGCUCUUGAAUCGCUCGGAAAAUUCUUGACUGUGCAGCAAGGGGAUUGGUUGAUUAGCAUCGAGUUCGACACGUGGGCACCAUGGGUAAAGAGAAGACUCACAUCAACAUUGUGGUGAUCGGCCACGUAGACUCCGGCAAGUCUACCACCACCGGCCAUUUGAUCUAUAAAUGCGGCGGCAUUGAUAAGCGCACCAUUGAGAAGUUCGAGAAGGAGGCCCAGGAGAUGGGCAAAGGCUCGUUCAAAUAUGCUUGGGUGCUUGACAAGCUAAAAGCUGAACGCGAACGUGGUAUAACCAUCGACAUAGCCUUGUGGAAGUUUGAGACGGCCAAAUACUAUGUUACUAUUAUCGACGCGCCCGGCCACAGGGACUUCAUCAAGAACAUGAUUACUGGAACUUCGCAGGCGGACUGUGCCGUGCUGAUUGUGGCUGCUGGUACCGGCGAGUUCGAAGCCGGCAUCAGCAAGAACGGUCAGACCCGCGAGCACGCCCUGCUGGCAUUCACCCUCGGCGUCAAACAGCUCAUCGUAGGCGUCAACAAAAUGGACUCCACCGAGCCUCCGUACCACGAGGCCAGAUAUGAGGAAAUCAAGAAAGAAGUCUCUUCAUACAUCAAAAAAAUCGGGUACAACCCGGCGACGGUGGCAUUCGUGCCGAUCUCGGGCUGGCACGGCGACAACAUGCUCGAGCCCUCCGACAAAAUGCCCUGGUUCAAGGGCUGGACCAUCGACCGCAAGGAGGGCAAAGUCGAGGGCAAGUGUCUCAUUGAGGCCCUGGACGCUAUCCAGCCGCCGUCCCGCCCCACAGAGAAGCCGCUCCGGCUGCCUCUUCAGGACGUGUACAAGAUUGGCGGCAUAGGCACGGUGCCCGUGGGACGCGUCGAGACCGGCAUCCUCAAACCAGGCAUGGUAGUGGUGUUCGCGCCGGCGGCCAUCACCACCGAGGUGAAGUCCGUGGAGAUGCACCACGAGGCGCUGCAGGAGGCCAUGCCCGGGGAUAACGUCGGCUUCAACGUCAAGAACGUGUCGGUAAAGGAGUUGCGCCGUGGCUUCGUCGCAGGCGAUUCCAAGAAUGCUCCGCCUAAGGGCGCAUCCGACUUCACUGCACAGGUGAUCGUGCUGAACCACCCGGGCCAGAUCAGCAACGGCUACACGCCCGUGCUUGACUGCCACACUGCACACAUCGCCUGCAAGUUCGCUGAGAUCAAGGAGAAGUGCGACCGCCGCACAGGUAAAACCACCGAGGUGGACCCGAAGUCGAUAAAGUCCGGCGACGCGGCCAUCGUGAUGCUGGUGCCGACCAAGGCGCUGUGCGUGGAGUCCUUCCAGGAGUUCCCGCCGCUCGGCCGCUUCGCCGUGCGCGACAUGCGCCAGACCGUUGCCGUGGGCGUUAUUAAGAGCGUAACAUUCAAGGAGGUAACAACGGGCAAAAUCACCAAGGCCGCCGAGAAGGCCCAGAAGAAGAAAUAACUAUGGGGCACUUUGAAAAUAACGAAGCGACCGCUGGCCCCCCCGCGCCGCGCCCCGGCGCCGGGCGGCCCGCGGGCCCGCGCCGCGCCCCGCCCCGCCCGCGACCCCCUAGCCCCCCACAAUCGGAGCUUCUUCACUGGUGACAUCACGCUCGACCCCGACAUAAUAUGCAUUUAUCAUAGCACGAUAUUCUUAAAGUUAGUUCGUUUUAGUUACGCUUACGUGUUAAGUUUAUGUCUUUGUGAUUAUUUUAGUCGUAAGUCACUCGCCAAGUUUGAGUUUCCGUACUUGAAAGCUCGUUAUGUUUUAUUUUUUCAUCGAAAGGAGUUCAGGAGGAAAAGUAGUAGUAGAGUCGCUAUUGGAUUUUUAAACCACUAUGCCGCACAGAGUUUGACGACUGUUGGUAGUGUUUUUAAGUCUGAUCUUGUAGAUUUUCCGGCUUAUCGUUUUAGUAGAUAGUUAGGUAUUGUUUUAUCUGUUUUAAAUUAUUAUCGUGAUCGUUUUACUUUCAUCUUAAGUUUAACUUCAAAUAGCAAUUGGUUUAGUAAAUCGAUAUCAUUGUUUGAUGGUAAAGCCUGCUGCAUUUUUUAAUAUUAUAAAAUAACUUUACUGUAAAAUACAUUAAUCAUUUUCUAACUACUGAUGUUCCCUUUUUGGAGUGAUGUGAUAUGGAAAUUAGGAGAAACACGAUAGUACAUAUUUCUUUCACAUUAUUCAUUUUUUUAAUGUUUGAUAAAGAUAAUGUAAUGGAUAAACAUCAGAGUGUAGAAAAUGGGGGUAAUUGGUUGAGAACCAAUUCCCUGUAGUUGAAUUAGCAGUAUGAGUAAAGCGUUUAAAACGUUUUGAUAGAAAUUGAAAUCUUUGUAAAGCGUAAGUAAUGUAUUUCUGUUCCUAGUUACAGUAAAAAGUAUAAUAUUAUGGAUUGUAGUGAUUGCGUGUAAGGGUUUAAACUUUCAAUAUCCAAGAAACGAGCCGCGAUAUUUUCUCGACGUUAGUAGUUCUUACAUACGGAAAACAAACUCAAGACUCAUUUUAAGCUAAAUGUAACUUUGUAAUUUUUUCAAUAAUUUUGUAAAGACCUUAUCCUGAUAAACCAAUAAAGAAGCUACUGGUACAAA